Molecule: messenger RNA, 4036 nt
Organism: Pseudopipra pipra
Lineage: Eukaryota; Metazoa; Chordata; Aves; Passeriformes; Pipridae
Gene: PPEF1
Product: protein phosphatase with EF-hand domain 1
Exons: 19
Coding region: 1301-3289 (662 amino acids)
Biological process (GO): detection of stimulus involved in sensory perception
Molecular function (GO): calcium ion binding; protein binding; phosphoprotein phosphatase activity
Source: RefSeq, a predicted model, not a curated record
CAAGAAGCAUUUGGACAACACUCUCAGGCACAUGGUGAGACCCUUGGGGAUGGUCCUGGCUGGGGCCAGGAUCUGGACUUGAUGACCCUUGUGGGUCUCUUCCAACUCAGCAUAUUCUGUGAUUCUGUAUGACUGUUUUGGAGAACACCUAUAUCACUAGCAUGCAGAUACAAUGCCUUGUGGUAAAUGCAGUAUUUCUUUCCUUAAGGGCUUUCAUAAGCAUGCCAGUCACAUCAGAUGACCAAAUACCUGGACAGCCUUAUGUUUUUUUUCUGGUGUGCUGGAUCUGCUAAAAUGCAAAUCAUUGCCUCAACACAGCAGAAAGGCCAAAAGAGACCAUGUGACUUCAGAUGUGAAACAGGCAACUUCAGCCCAUCCCUUUCUCUCUGCCUGAGAUUCAGGAGGCAUGGUGACAAAACAGCUCUGCUACAGCACACGUACAGCACAGCUGGAGGGCUGCAGCCAUGAGCUUUCACACCAGCUUGGACGAUGAAAACAGCAUUUUCCCCUGGCUGUUUCUGAAGAGCAGCGUUCAAGAAAUUUCCUCUCGGGAAGCUGUAUAAGUAGGUGAAGAGCAAGUGCAUUGCAGCUCCUGAGCUCCAGAGCCCCAGAGAAAAUUGGAGCACCUGUUCUGCAGAGCUGACCCCUCAGGAGUUGCUUUCUCUUAAAAAAAAGAAUCUUCUAAAGGUACUCUUGUAGAAAAAAUCUCGGUAUUGCUGACGCAGAAAGAAUAAAAAGGUAUAUUGCUCUUUCCAGCUUCAUUCCCUCAGCAAUACACAGAAGCAAAUCCAUCACAAAACCAUGUUAUAGCAUCUCUCAGUUCUCUGCAGUCCUCAUUUCCAAAAGAAAACAAUUCUAAAGGAAAUCUGUGAGUCACAGUAAACUAAACAAUGGAUAAGAUGGCAUCAAAGGAAAGCCUCUGUCAUUGGAAGCAUCCACCCAUCCAUCCAUCUGAUCUUUAUGCAGGAAACUGUUCCUGUCUCAGCACCUCUACAACUCCAUGUACCUUCUAAGACAUGUUAUGGGAAGAGAUCAUAGCUACCUGUUCACAAAUAUGGUUGAGAAAGGGCCCAGAGGAAAAAGGGGUUCGACCACUUUGGACAUGGACGAUAAAAUGGUCCUUUAUUGAAGGGGUAACUCGGCUUAUAUAGGGAGUGCUAGGGAAGAGCUGAGGAGCCCGGAGGGGUGUAGUCCUCAUCACUGAAGGAACAGCACAGGAAAUGUGUGUAAUGCUAACAGCUGAGAGGAACAUGCUCCAUAUCAGCAGCAAUUAAAACGGAUAGGCAGCAGCAUUGGAACCAUGGGGUGCAACAGAUCUGUACCUGACAGAAGGUCAGAGAGAGUCAUUAAAGCCGCCAUCCUCAUCCAGAAGUGGUACCGCGCAACAAUGGCCCGGAUAGAGAUGAGGCGCCGCUAUUCUCUGAGUAUCUUCCGGUCAAUCGAAUAUGCUGAUGAACAAGAUCAACUACAGCUAUCCAAGUUUUUUUCAUUCAUGCUGGAUCACUAUACUAAUCUUGAUUCAGUUUCUCCCAUUUCCACCAGCCCUACUGAUCCUCAGGUGGUGGGUGAAUGCUUACGUAUAACAGAAUUUGAAGAGAAAAUUGAUGUUCCAGACUCAUAUUAUGGGCCACGACUCUCAUUCCCCCUUACUGUUGGAGAUGCCAAUGCUCUUAUUCAUGCUUUCAGGAAUAAACAGAGGCUUCAUCCCCACUAUGUACUGCAGCUACUGUGUGAAACCAGGAGAGUUCUCAAGUUGAUGCCAAAUAUCACCCAUCUUUCAACUUCCUACUCCAAGGAUAUAACUAUCUGUGGAGAUUUACAUGGAAACCUGGAUGAUCUUUUGCUGAUAUUCUAUAAGAAUGGUGUGCCUUCAGAACAAAACCGUUAUGUCUUUAAUGGUGAUUAUGUUGACAGAGGGAAAAAUUCUUUGGAAAUACUUAUAAUCUUAUUUGCAUUUUUUCUUAUCUACCCCAAUAAUAUAUCCUUGAAUAGAGGAAACCAUGAAGACUACCUGAUGAACCUGAGAUAUGGCUUCACAAAAGAAGUUUCGAGUAAGUACAAGGAACACAGUACACAGAUUUUGUAUCUUCUGCAAGAUGUCUUCAGCUGGCUACCCCUUGCCACUAUAAUUGAUAACAAAGUUCUCAUCCUACAUGGAGGGAUUUCAGACACCACAAAUUUGGAUUUCCUGAAGGCACUUGAAAGAAAUAAGUUGAAAUCUUUGCUACAGCCGCCCAAGUCAGUGGGAGGCAGACACGACCAGAAGGAGGGAAUUUCCACAACUGGCCUCAGUAAACACACUGCCAAUCAGCAUGAUGCUGGGAAGACACAGCAUGACUCUUCAUUGAGCUCCACUGAGCCUUCAGGCUCAACUUUACCUGCAGGCCCCACCCAGGAGGAAUGGAAACAAAUGCUUGAUGUUCUCUGGAGUGACCCAAGAAGCCAAAAUGGUUGUAAACCAAACAAGAGUCGAGGAGCAGGCUGUUACUUUGGUCCCGAUGUCACUGCCAAGAUCUUUCAAAGGUAUAAUCUGAAGAUUCUCAUCAGGUCUCAUGAAUUUAAGCGGGAAGGUUAUGACAUCAGUCAUGGUGGGAAGGUUAUCACUAUCUUUUCUGCCUCUAACUAUUACGAAGAGGGGAGUAACCGGGGAGCAUACGUCAAACUGGACCCUGAACUAGUUCCUCGGUUUGUACAGUUUCAAUCCAGCAAGCACACACGCAGUCUGAAUAUUCUGGAGAGGGUGGGUACAAUUGAAUCAUCUGCCUUAAAGUCCUUACAGGAGCUGAUUUAUGCUCAUAGGUCUGAGCUCAUUAGUGCUUUUGCACAAUACGACCUCAAUGGCACAGGCUGCAUUUCUGUCCCUGACUGGGCUGCAGCAAUGGAGUCUGUCCUAAAGCUGGAACUGCCCUGGAGGAUGCUGCGGCCUCGGUUAGCACAGAUGAACCCGGAUGGACAAGUUGACUUCAUGUCAUGUUUUUAUGAUUUGAAAAUGGAUCAACCUAUAAAAGAGGCUCAGCCAGCUUUGGUGGAAACACUGUGCAGAUACAGAAAGGAUUUGGAGAUCAUCUUUAACAUCAUUAACAAAGAUAACUCGGGUCUGAUUUCUCUUGAGGAGUUCAGCCAGACAUGGAGACUCUUCACCUCUCACCUGGGAAUUGAUGUACAGGAUGACUCCCUUGACAAAUUAGUCCUGAGUAUAGACCACAACAAAGAUGGCCACAUUGACUUCAAUGAAUUUUUAGAGGCCUUUCACUUUGUUCACAGAGUCGAGGAAAGGGCAAACUCAUGAAAAGGCAGAACUUGUGAGAGCUGUCUUGGAAGCUCACCUUCCUGUCCUUAGUCAUAAAAGGGCUGCUCGAUACAGUAUGAUACGAUAUGCACUGGGGUCACUGUGUAAGCCUUUAUGUAGUCCCUCCUGGAUGAUAUGUACCUGCAAUUAAUGAGACAGAAGAGAUGAAAACCCACUAACAGCAUUCCUGUGUCACUGCCACACACUGCCAGUACCUUACAACUUACCCUCCCCCAUGUCCCCCAUUAAUCUAAUCCGUGAACACUGCCAAGGUCACACCUUCAAUAGUGUAGGAAGAGACUUGGGUUUAUUUCUCUCAGUGGUCCUUGGCGACACCUGAGAGCACUGGUGACCACAAGGAACAUAUCAGACCCUCCUUGGUUAUGAAACAGGCACAAGAGACACUGACUAUGGAGUGUCCAGUGCAGGAAAGGAAACCAAGGAAGAACCAUCUAGUUAAAAUAGGUUGUUCUGCAUUUAAAUUUGCUCUUUGGGUGACAGAGUGGAACUAAAUCAUUCCAGGUCACUGUCUAUCCCAGCUUUACAGACACAACUUACAGGAUCUUGGUUGAAAGGUGUUUACACUUGUGCUAAGUUUCCUCUUACGACUGGUAACUUUUUGUCACAUUUGUUGGAAUUUGGAGCUAAGAAACAGUCAUAACUCAUCACCUUAAUGGCGACUAAAUCCACAGCAUGUUAAUGUAACAUACGAAAGAUCACAAAAUAAAGCUUUAGCUUUCUGAGUAA